Molecule: messenger RNA, 910 nt
Organism: Dimorphilus gyrociliatus
Lineage: Eukaryota; Metazoa; Annelida; Polychaeta; Dinophilidae
Source: the annotation of a GenBank genome assembly
AAUGUGGAAAAAUAUAGAAAUUAUCACUGUUGAUAAGGCUAUCAGUAUAUUGAAAAAAGAUGGUGAAGAAACUGCUGAUAAAAAGCUGAUAUUAUUGGCUCUAACAGAAGCAAAACAGAUUGAAUUGAUAAAACACCUUCCAAACAUUAUGAAAUUAAUUUAUAAUGUUACUAAGAGUUUAUGGGGGAAAAUCUCCAGAAAACAACUCAAAGAAAAAACCCUACAUUCUUACAAACAAGAUGAUAAAAGAGUUUAUGAAGAGUAUAUAGAAUUGUUUAAGUCAUUUGAAAAGGCAUGGAAGAGCUGCAGGAACAGUCUAAAGAAAAUUAAAGCAAGUUCACAUGAAAUAGAAUUAAGAUCAAAAAAAGAGACUAUAACUUAUAAUUUUAAGUUUUUAAGACAUCAACUAUCUUAUUUAUGGUUGAAUAAUCAUCCUGAACUAAGAUUUAACAAUAUUCCAUACAUUGUUUGCAACAAUGAUGUUUUAAUGAAAACUAAAUUGAAAAAAUUGAACAUUAAGCAAGUUACAUUGGAUAAAGAUAUUGCAGAUCAAUUAUCUCAAGAAUGUCUGCUUAUAGAUGAAGUUUAUAAUAGUUGGUCAACUCUAAAUACUGCUAUUGACUAUUUAUCAACUUUGUCAGAUGUUUCCUCAAACAAAAAGUUAAAUAAAUUUCUUAAAGAAUUGAGCCUGAAAACUGACUGCUUCCCAAAAGCUGUAAAAGAAUGUUGUAAUGUUGAGCAUGUUGAAGAUCUUUGGAGUAUUUUGGAUAGAGAACACAAUAAAUUAUUAAUUGAUCAUCAACUAUUUAUAGUUCCUGAUGAUGCUCAACUGUGUCAAAAGUGUAAAGAAGCAAUUAAGAAAAGUGUUGAACAAAAGGCAAAAGUAGCUAAUGAAAUCCUCAUUCACUGA